AUGAAGCGGGACAGAGUCGGAAAACUCGGGACCGACCGCCAACCGCCGCCGGAGAUGGAGGGAGUUGGGGCCCGGCUGGGCCGGUCCUCGACCCGGUACGGUCCAUCGUCGACGGUGUUCAACGGGCCAGUUAGGAAGUGGAAGAAGAAAUGGGUCCAAGCAUCGCCCAACACUUCCUCCUCGAAUCACCACCACUCUCAAACUACUUACAGAAAUAACGGCGGUAUUGCUAACGGUAGCAAUGGCUCUGAGAUCCUGCUCUACAAAUGGACCCCGAUGGGCGGCUCUAGCGACAGGAGUUCUACCGGAGAUGACGAUGCCGCCGCCGGCGGUCCCCCGGAGGAGCCACCUCGCCGGAAAUUCAAAUUUGUCCCGAACCUCUCCAAUUGUGUUGGUUUGGUGCCAUUUAGUUUACCAGGAAGCCUAAAGAUGGACUAUUGGGGUGGGGAGAACAAAGACAUGCAAUCCAACAAAAUUGCUGUGCUAGAAGAGCAAAGAGACGAGGUUGUAGAAAAUGAGGCUGCAGAAAAAUCGGAUCAUGAAGCUAAGCCAAGUGAUACUGAUCCAAACACGGUAGGCUUGAUUUCAAAGAAUGAUGGUUUGGAUGAUAAGCCUGACAUUAAUGAUAUGCCCGUUGAAGGAACUCGGGCUACUGAUGAUACUCAACUAGCAAGGCAAGACCUAAACAUAAGCACUUUAGAUUUAAGUUUGGGCUUGAAUCCUCGUGACGGGGAUCGUAAUUCUGAUGCAAAGAAAGAUCAGAGUAGAGACGGAUAG
Molecule: messenger RNA, 777 nt
Organism: Thlaspi arvense
Lineage: Eukaryota; Viridiplantae; Streptophyta; Magnoliopsida; Brassicales; Brassicaceae
Source: the annotation of a GenBank genome assembly